AUGCCGGGAGCCUGGAGCGCGCGGGCGGCGCUAGUGCUGCUGCUCGCCGCCGCCGCCGCCGCCGCCGCCGCCGACGAGCCGCUGGAGGACGAGGUCGAGAGCGCACCCUUUGCGAUAGUGGUGGAGCACGAGGACGGGUGGCGCUGCGGCGGCGCGCUGGUGUCGCUGCGCGCGGCGCUCAGCACGGCGUCGUGCGCGCGCGGGCGCGGCGCGCCGCCCGCCGCCGCCGCCGCCGUCGCCGCCGCCACCGACCUGUGGGCGCGCUCGCCCACCGCCAACAGCGCCGACGGCACGCGCCGCGUCGCGCGCCUCGCCUUCGCCGCUGAUUCUCAGGGGAGUUUAUCGGAGACGGACAAGUGGACGGAAGAGGCGUGGAUGGGCGUGGUGCUGGACAUGGCGCUGCUGGAGCUGGAGGCGCCGUUCGGCGCGGCGGCGGGCGCGCGGCCCAUCCUCAUGGCGGUGGGCGAGGAGUGCGAGCCGCGCGCCGCCGCGCCCGCCUGCCACGUGGUGCGCACGCCCGCGCGCGCCGGCGCGCCGCUGCGCAUCGGCAACGCCGAGCGCGCCUCGCCCAUAGUCUGCGCCUCCGUCGCGCCGCACUGGGCCGCCGUCUCCGACACGGCGCUCUGCCUCGUCGGCCCGCAGUUCUGUCAGAGCGACUGGGGCGUGGGCGUGGUGUGCGCGGGCAAGCUGUGCGGAGUGCUGUCGCGGUCGGCGCGCAGCCCGGCGGAGAGCGGCGAGGGCAGCAACGAGGCGGGCGCGGGCGCGGGCGCGGGAGCGGGCGCCGGCUGCGGCGACACGCACGCCGCGCUGCACGUGCCGCGCUGGCAGGAGUUCGUGCACUGCGCGCAGACGCGGCGCCGCUGCGGCCGGGACAGCUGCGCGGCAGUGUGCAGCGAGCGCAUCCUGCUGGAGGGCCCGCCGGAGCUGCCGGAGACGCCGGCGCCGCGCGCGGGCGCGGGCGCGGGCGCGGGCGCGGACGCGCCGCCGCCGCGCCGCGCCCCCAAGUACCGCCCGAGACACCGCACCACGCCCGAAGGUUCAGAUGAGGACACCACAAGAGGAGUAAGGGAGAUGGGAUACACCACAGAACAGUCGCGAAGAACAGAGAGCGACUGGCCCUCCGCGGAGGCGACGUGGAGGCGCGCGGCCGCCGAGCCCGCGCCCACGCGCACCGCGCCGACGCCGCGCGCGCGCUCGCCGCCGCCGCCGCCGCCGCCGACGCACACGCCGUCCACGACGCCGAGUCCACACGCGAGAGCGCUGCCCGCUGGCGGCAGAAUGUCACAGUUUGAGUUCGAGCCAUACCGGGCUGAUUUCAAGAUCGGCGAGUACAACGACAACGAGGCGAGCUACGACACCGGUGGAGGGGGCGGCGGCGCGUGGGAGCCGACGCGCACGACGGCGUCGACGGAGGCGAGCACGUCGCGCGCGCCCGAGGCGCUGCGCGAGGACGCCGCGCCGGCCGCCGCCGCCGCCACCGCCACCGUCACGCUCGCCGACCUCAAGGCCGGUAACAUCGAACCGAUCUCGGCUGCCAAUUCACUAAUUUGUUCGCGUUAUGUUUUUGUUAUUGUGAUUUUAGGACAUAUAUUUAUAAAUGUUUAUUAAAUGUUUA
Leguminivora glycinivorella is the source of this 1615-nucleotide messenger RNA. RefSeq lists its product as uncharacterized. Lineage: Eukaryota; Metazoa; Arthropoda; Insecta; Lepidoptera; Tortricidae. The transcript has 7 exons. Bases 1 to 1608 code for a protein of 535 amino acids. The record is from RefSeq and is a predicted model, not a curated record. Gene Ontology annotation, biological process: proteolysis. Gene Ontology annotation, molecular function: serine-type endopeptidase activity.